AUGUUCCUCUAUGACUUCCUCGUCCCCAUUCUUCCUUUCGUGGUAGAGAAUCGCCUGGGUCUGGAUACCUCGUAUACCCAGCUUGGCGGAGAGUGCCUUGAUCUGCAUUUUAUUGAGUCUCUCAUCGCUUCUCCAUUGUCACGGCGAGCUUCGACACAACCCACCCUCCCUCUCCACGUACACGAUGUGUUCCAUCGGGGCAGUUUUUCAGUGGGGAUGCUAUUUGCUGGGCUUCAAGAGCCUGUCGUGUUGUUGAGCGUGCCAGUCGGCUGGCUGAGGGAUCGAGUGGGAACUCGGUUUCCGGCCACAGUCGGUUUCUGCACCCUUUUGCCCCUGUUAUGA
Messenger RNA from Penicillium alfredii, 342 nucleotides. RefSeq lists its product as uncharacterized. The record is from RefSeq and is a predicted model, not a curated record. The coding region runs from base 1 to 342 and encodes 113 amino acids. NCBI's taxonomy places the organism in Eukaryota, Fungi, Ascomycota, Eurotiomycetes, Eurotiales, Aspergillaceae. The transcript has 2 exons.